Molecule: messenger RNA, 3787 nt
Organism: Mizuhopecten yessoensis (Yesso scallop)
Lineage: Eukaryota; Metazoa; Mollusca; Bivalvia; Pectinida; Pectinidae
Product: protein disulfide-isomerase A4-like
Exons: 11
Coding region: 81-1952 (623 amino acids)
Biological process (GO): protein folding; response to endoplasmic reticulum stress
Cellular component (GO): endoplasmic reticulum; cell surface
Molecular function (GO): protein disulfide isomerase activity
Source: RefSeq, a predicted model, not a curated record
CGGAUACUUUUCCGGUUUUCAGUCGGCAAAGUUGUUCGGCCCAUGUUUACUACUGAAUCGUGUGCUAGUGGAGACCGAAGAUGGAAAUCAAAAGAUAUCUCGUUCUGCUCAUCGUUGCAUCGUUGUUAUUUGCUACAAGAGCAGAAGACGACGACGAGGAUGAGGAUGAGGACGAAGAUGUUGAGAAUGGAGGAGGAAAUAGUGUUCUGGUGUUAACAACUGAAAACUUUGAUGACACUAUAGCAGCCCAUGAUACUGUUUUGGUGGAGUUUUACGCUCCUUGGUGUGGCCAUUGUAAACAAUUGGAGCCUGAAUAUGCGGCUGCUGCCGAACAACUGUCUCAACAUACACCGCCAGUUGUACUAGCCAAAGUUGAUGCCACACAGGAAUCCGAGCUUGGGGAGAGAUUUGAUGUUUCCGGAUAUCCCACUCUUAAGUUUUUCAAAGGAGGAGUUGUCAAUGAAUAUGAGGGGCCAAGAGAAAAAGAAGGUAUAGUGAAAUACAUGAAGGAGAGGGCUUCACCAGACUGGAAGCCGCCUGCAGAAGCUGUAGUGACUGUUACCACGGAUACAUUCCAGGAAUUUAUCGACAGCGCUGACCUUGUAUUGCUGGAGUUCUAUGCUCCAUGGUGUGGACAUUGCAAAAAGCUGGCUCCAGACUACGAGAAGGCAGCCAAGCGACUGGCAGACAUAGAUGAGCCUAUCUUUCUAGGAAAAGUGGAUGCUACAGAAGAAAAAGAGCUAGCUUCACGAUUCGAUGUGACAGGCUACCCAACCUUGAAAAUGUUCAGGAACGGACGAGACUCAGAUUACAAUGGGGAAAGAGAUGUGUCAGGAAUCAUCAAUUACAUGAUGAAGCAGCAGGGUGAGGCGUCAAAGCUCAAACACACAAAAAAAGAGGUGAAACACUACAUGCUGGAGGACCAGGUCACCAUCAUGGGAUUCUUUGACAACAUGUUUGAUCCACUUCUCCGUGUCUACAUGGACGCAGCUAAUGACCUGCGAGAGGACUUCACUUUUGGACAUUCUGUUUCCAAGGAUGUGGGAAACAGCUACAAGGUCAAUCCUAAGUCUGUGGUGGUGUUUACUCCGGAGAAAUUCUACACCAAGUAUGAACCCAAGUGGCACAUCUUCAACAUGGUUGAUGGUACUACUCCAGAGGACGUACAGAAAUUUAUCCAGGAACACCAACAUCCGCUGGUCGGACAGUACACGGCUGAACGCGAGAAACACUUCAAGAAUAGACGCCCACUCUGUCUGGUGUUCUAUGCUGUAGACUGGAGCUUCGACCACAGAGAAGCUACUCAGCUGUGGCGGAAUCGUGUAGCUGGUGUUGCUGCAUCCAACAAAGAGAUCUUGUUUGCGGUGGCAGACGAAGAUGACAACAAGCGACUUAUUUCUGAGUUCCGUCUGGAAGAUUCUGGGGAAGAACUAAACAUUGGUUGCUAUGACAGCAAGAAUCGUCGGUACAAGUUGGACGACAUGGAUGAGUGGGAUGAUGAUGACGUGGAGGAGUUCCUCGGCAAGUUCCGCACAGGAAAAUUGCCGCAGAUAAUCAAAUCACAGAAAGUGCCAAAGAAACAGUCGGGUCCAGUGGUGACGGUGGUAGGAAACUCCUUUAAGGAUAUCGUAAUGGACCCAACCAAGGAUGUCCUCAUCGAACUGUACGCCCCCUGGUGUGGACACUGUAAGUCACUCACACCCAAGUACAACGAGCUUGCUAAGCGUUUCAAGAAUGAGAAGAAUCUUGUGAUUGCCAAAAUGGAUGCAACAGCAAACGAGGCUCCAGAGGCGUACCGUGUUGGAGGUUUCCCUACGAUCUACUGGGCCCCUGCCAACAACAAGGAAAACCCUAUUCAAUAUGAUCGCCAACGUGAGACCGACGACUUCGAAAAGUUCAUCAAAGAAAAAGCAACAGUUUCAUUUGGGAAAGGACUGAAAGAGGAACUUUAAUAUCAUAUACCUAAGACUAAAUUCUAACUCGGGAGUAGAAUGCUUUUGAUAUACUUUUGGAGAAAAAAAGCCCAAGAUUUACUGAAAUGAAUUUCAGAUUUUUUUUGUAAAGAAAAUAGCGUUAUAAUGCAACAUCAUUUAGACUUAUCCGACUUUCCUUUUAUCCUUCUUAAUUGCUUUAUUAAGAGAAAUUUUACAUAGUAAAAGACUAAUGUAUGGUAUUAUUUGAUUAAACAAUAUAUUUAUAAUAAAUAUAUUUCUAUUAGAUUGAGACUGCAGCUUAGGUGUGGGGAGACUUAUCUGGAUAUUUUGUAGAUUUUUUAAGAUACACAUUUAUUUAAACUUUCUGUAAAAGAUGAUUUAUAAAAGUUGUAUUUACAUGACAUAUUCUUGGUGCAGGUCUACUGUGAACAUGUUGAUUCCUUGUCAUAGAAAGGUUUUAUGUGAGCAUGGGAAAACGUCUGAAAAUACAAAUUGUCAAAGUGGAUGUAAGUAUUAAAGGGUGGAAUCAAAAAAGGUUACUGGCCCAAUGGUCCAGUUGAAGUAAAAAUGCACAGGUCCUGUUUGAGCACCAAAGGAGGGUCUGGGGAAAUAUUUUCAAAUUUGCUGAUGUUUUAGAAAAUUUACAAAACAUUUACUGGCCCGGAGGGAUAGCUUGUUGAAAAACCUACUGGUCCACCCAGAAAACCAUGGGCCAGUGGACCAGUAGUUAAUUCCACCCCUGUGUAUAUUUCUUAUCUGUGUCUGCGUUUGGUGAACAUUGUGGGUAUUAGGCCUCCAUUUUCUUUUGUUUGUAGAAGGCAUCUAUUUUUCCUCAGAGUGUGUGUGUAAUUUGUGUUGAUAGGAGGCGCCAAUGUUUUGUGUGCGUGUGUGUGUAAUUUGGGUGAAGAUACAUGUCUGUGUGGUUGUAAAUGGGAAGGUAUGUCAGUGUCCUUGAAGUAUUUUACAUUGUUGGUCAAAAGUUGACAUGAUGAUCGUGUAUGGUCACACAUUGUUUUAACUGAUUGCUGUGAGUGCUAAAGGAAGCCUUUUAUGUAUGAAUUGUGCAGCAUUAGAAAGUUAUAGAGAUAUUAAGUGGAUACAAUCCUUCAUGGAUCAGGGUUUCUUAAUCUCACUAAUAUUAUGUUUCAUUCUUUGAAAAUAUAUUAAAUGUAUUACAAUAAGAGCCGAUUCCAAGACAUGUUGUGAAUGAACUUUUUCCUGAUAAUGUGGCUCAUCUCUUUUUUUGGAAACAGAAUUUUAACGAAACUGUUGCUGUAAGCUACAUAUCAGAUCAUGAUUUAUUUUUUAACAUGUUUCUGUUAUAUCAUUAUCGUCAUCGAAUCAAGACAAUUUAUAUGGAAAAGUUCAGCAUAUAUUCCCAUAGGACUGGUUUAAUGUGUCAAUACAGUUUGUUUGUAUGACCAAGUGUCGGCUACAGUCCUUUCCUUUGCUUUAAAUAUCUGGUUUGUGCAGUAUUAUUUUCUUUGGUUGGUACUUCAGAAUACAUUUCUGUCAUGACAGUAUUUACAGAAUUUCAUUCUUCAUACCAUGAGUAUAGAGAAAAUAAAUUUGCUGUAAAAAAAAGUCCCUUUAGACAUUACUAGGUUUUGAUGCAGACUACUGUACACUCUACUGAAAUAUGCUAUAAUAUGUAGUGAAUGUAUUCCUACAUACAGGUGGUCACAUCCUGUAGUGGUUUACAAGGAACCAAGCUCGAUGACGAUGAAAAUUUUAUGAGAUUUUGUUGCGAUUUAAUUUUGUUGACCUUUUUUUCUGAAUUGCAAGGAAUUUUGAUCCUGUGUAAAAGAGGUACAUUGUACUAUGCAAGAGAGGAAUAAACGAGUUUCUAAGAA